GCGUCCUGCUCCUCCUCUUUCUCCUCCUCCGUCUCUCCCUCUCCCGACAUGGCGGCCCCCGCAGAACUCAGCGGGCUCACGGACGAGGCAGCCUACGGCGCCUGCUCGGAGCCGGAUGCCAGUACGAAGGAUUUUAUGUUCCAGCAGACAAUGUUAAGAGUAAAAGAUCCUAAGAAGUCAUUGGAUUUUUAUACAAGGGUUCUUGGAAUGACACUGCUUCAAAAAUUUGACUUUCCUACUAUGAAGUUCUCACUGUAUUUCCUGGGCUAUGAAGAUAAAAAAGAUAUCCCAAAAGAUAAAACGGAGAGAACACCUUGGACCUUUUCUAGAAAAGCUACACUUGAAUUGACACACAACUGGGGCACUGAAAAUGAUGAAAAGCAGUCUUAUCACAAUGGCAAUUCAGAUCCCCGAGGAUUUGGACACAUUGGAAUUGCUGUUCCUGAUGUCUAUAAAGCUUGUAAGAGGUUUGAAGAACUAGGAGUGAAAUUUGUGAAGAAACCAGAUGAUGGUAAAAUGAAAGGACUUGCAUUUGUUCAGGAUCCUGAUGGCUACUGGAUUGAAAUUUUGAAUCCUAACCACAUGGUGACUCUCACUUAAUUCUAAUGAAGUACAGUAUAUGAGAUGCCCACUUGCAGUCCCCUGGUGAAAAUCUGUAACAGUGUUGGCAAAAUUCUUGUUUAAUAGGAUUCAGUCAUGUUCAGAGUCUCCUCUAAAACUAUCCCCUGGGACUUGACUGUACUUGGAUUCCUUUUUUUUCUUGUCCUGUGAUGUCACCACAAUUUGUUUCCAUGUAGGAAUACUGAACCAUUUUCUGGAAGAGCACUUACAGAUUCUCCUCUUGAACAUUGAUUAUGUUAAUAUUUCACUAAACACUGUCAAAAGACGUGUUGACUGGAAACUCACUGCAUCCCACACUGCUUAGAUUUAAACCAACAACAAAAAGUCUUGUGUUACUAUUCAUGAGCUUCAACAAGGAAGAAAAAAAGAAUAUUUUUGAAGUAAAAAGAUCCUGAAGACUUCAUACCCUAUCAUGUAUACUAGAAAAUAAAAUGUCAGAUGAACUUUGACAUGAGUAGUAGCAUGUUUAUCGAAGUCCUAAUCUUACUUAUAUUAUACCAGGCAAACCUCUUUAAGGAGCAGCCUUAAACAGUCUUGAAACAAGAAACUUUGUGGAGGCAAUCAAUCAGUCCAGCAGAAAGAAUUCAGUCUUGCAGCUCCUGACUGCUGAUUUACAGCCAAGAUGAGAGGUCUCAUAGCUGCUAACUCACAGUGACCCUUCUUGUCUCUUUCAACACUAUGAAGAACUUGCUCAUAAUUUUUGUUUCAAUGCAAGGCUGGGGCUGUAUUUAACUUCAAUGCUCUGUACAUUCUGCAUUGGGAAAUUAAUAAAAAUAGUAUCUGAAACAA
Chiroxiphia lanceolata (lance-tailed manakin) is the source of this 1410-nucleotide messenger RNA. RefSeq names its product glyoxalase I (gene GLO1). The coding region runs from base 49 to 600 and encodes 183 amino acids. The transcript has 6 exons. Lineage: Eukaryota; Metazoa; Chordata; Aves; Passeriformes; Pipridae. Gene Ontology annotation, molecular function: lactoylglutathione lyase activity; metal ion binding. The record is from RefSeq and is a predicted model, not a curated record.